UGGGCCGUGGGCAUGCUUAUCUAGUGUAUAUGGAUAUGUCAAACGACCCCAAGAUAGCCACCAUCCAAACAAAGCGUAAGUGAGUUAUGGUGCAGGGUUUCUAUUGAAGAACACAUUAUUCCACUCAAAUUUCGAGGAAUAAAGGGGAACAGCGAGCGAACUAGGAAUAAAAUAAAGGGAAGGAGACAUUAUUCUUCGAAAGAUGCCAAGUCUUUUUGGGGUUUCCCAUAUGCUAAAAAUAGGUGGAUCCAUCUCUCUUCUCUUCAACCACCGCAUUUCUUCGACGUUUCUUCCUCUUCGUAAUAUCGGGAUCAUGUCCUCCGGCGCCGAUGAGUUCGUCAAGGGACAUGUCCACCCGAAUGGUGUCGCCGUUAUCACUCUGGAUCGUCCUAAAGCUCUCAAUGCGAUGAACUUAAAUAUGGAUAUUAAGUACAAGAGUUUCCUGGAUGAAUGGGAAACAGACCCAAGGGUGAAGUGUGUUUUGGUUGGCAGUAGCUCCCCCCGUGCCUUUUCAGCAGGUGGUGAUAUCAAGCAGAUUGCAACCAAAAAACAGCAGUCAGAUAUGAUUGAGGUAUUCAAGGCUGAGUAUCCUAUAAUAUGUAAAGUCUUCGAGUACAAAAAGCCUUACAUCAGCUUCAUGGAUGGCAUUACAAUGGGCUUUGGAAUUGGUUUAUCUGGUCAUGGUCGUUACAAGCUUAUCACAGAGAGGACUGUUCUAGCGAUGCCAGAAAAUGGAGUUGGGUUGUUUCCAGAUGUCGGUUUUUCCUAUAUAGCGGCACAUGGUCCUGGAGAAGGCACAGUUGGUGCUUAUCUUGGAUUGACUGGAAGUAGGAUAUUAACACCUGCUGAUGCUCUGUAUGUUGGUCUGGCAACUCAUUAUGUACCUUCUGCAAAUUUAGGUACAUUGAAGGAAGCUUUGCUUGCAACUAAAUUCUCUGAGGAUCCAGAUGAGGAGAUAAAAGAACUAUUGGCGAAGUACAGCAGCGACCCUGUUUCAGGACCCCGUUUGAAGUUACUUUUACCCAGAAUAAUUUCUACUUUCGCUGCUAACAAGUCCAUUAGAGAGAUACUAGAGGAGUUAGAAAAUCAUCAGCAAAGCGCUGAUACAUUGGUGGCAGAAUGGGCCAAGGAUGCUCUGCUAGGGCUUAGUAAGGGGGCCCCUUUUUCUCUGUGUCUCACCCAAAAGCUCUUCUCUAAAGUUGCAUUUGCAUGUGGCAAAAAUGAGAACGACUUAUCCAGGCUCACUGGUGUCAUGAGAACUGAAUAUCGCAUUGCUAUAAGGUCCGCUCUACGGAACGACUUUGCUGAAGGUGUCCGAGCAGUCUUAGUGGACAAGGAUCAGAACCCAAAGUGGAAACCAUCUUGCCUGGAGGAAGUUGACCACAGCGAGGUAGAAGCUCUUUUUGAACCUUUGAGCCCAGAUAUUGGAGAAUUGAAUGUCUGAAUGUGCCUGGAUAUCCUGUAUCUACGCACUAGUAAGGAUUAAAAAGAUGAUUCUCUUUUGGUCAGAAGAAUACAUGUUUACGUGGUUAAACCCAGACAAUAAAUGAGCUCUAAUCUCUAGUUGAUUUAUCCUUUUAUUCUUUUAUAUAUUAUAUGUAAAUGUACGAACACUGUCAACCCAAAUGUCACGACGCAAUUUCUCGAGUUA
Capsicum annuum is the source of this 1651-nucleotide messenger RNA. RefSeq names its product 3-hydroxyisobutyryl-CoA hydrolase-like protein 3, mitochondrial. The transcript has 10 exons. The record is from RefSeq and is a predicted model, not a curated record. Gene Ontology annotation, biological process: L-valine catabolic process. Gene Ontology annotation, molecular function: 3-hydroxyisobutyryl-CoA hydrolase activity. NCBI's taxonomy places the organism in Eukaryota, Viridiplantae, Streptophyta, Magnoliopsida, Solanales, Solanaceae. Gene Ontology annotation, cellular component: cytosol. The coding region runs from base 203 to 1444 and encodes 413 amino acids.